AUGGAAUCACCCCAACAACCAGCGCAACCCUCCAAGCAAGCCACGUACGACCAACCCCAGAACCCCGUCACCCAGACACCCCAAGAGCAGCGAGUUCCGCCUCACCAGCGCCAGCGCGGUGAACCAGUCUCCUCCAUUACGCGUCGUACCGCAGACUCCAACCCCUCCAAUGACGAACAACUCGCAAGACUAAAGCAGAGGCGCGAAAAGGAGCAGAAGAACCUGCAAGCCGCUUCUGAUGUCGACUUGGAAUAUGGCGUGGAGCAGCAACCCGCAGAAGGAGAAAUUGCUCAGGCGGUAAGACAGAAAAGCGAGCGAGCACAGGCCGGGGCGCAUGCCGGUCCCGUGGGCAGCGCACAAGGGCCUGGAAAUCCUGGAUUCGGAGAAGAAAGAGAUCUUGCUGCGGACAUGGGGCGAAAGAGGGAAGAACAUGAUCGCAUUCUAGGCGACCGUGUUGGGCAGAGUCCUGCAGAGCCUGAUGGAGAGGCUGCUGAGAGGGAAGCGCUGAGACAGCGGAAGCUGAAGGAAGAGGAGAAUCUGGAUGUGAAAGGAGCUGUCCGUGCAGGUACAGGAGAUCCAGUCGCCUAA
This is a messenger RNA of Aspergillus udagawae, 588 nucleotides long. RefSeq lists its product as uncharacterized. Lineage: Eukaryota; Fungi; Ascomycota; Eurotiomycetes; Eurotiales; Aspergillaceae. The coding region runs from base 1 to 588 and encodes 195 amino acids. The record is from RefSeq and is a predicted model, not a curated record. The transcript has a single exon.